Brassica napus (rape) is the source of this 663-nucleotide messenger RNA. RefSeq lists its product as uncharacterized. The coding region runs from base 1 to 663 and encodes 220 amino acids. The transcript has a single exon. The record is from RefSeq and is a predicted model, not a curated record. NCBI's taxonomy places the organism in Eukaryota, Viridiplantae, Streptophyta, Magnoliopsida, Brassicales, Brassicaceae.
AUGACGAUGUUAAAGAGUGUCCUCUCACCUAUUCCCUCUCAUGCAAUGUCAUGUUUCAAACUUCCGGUAUCUCUAUGCAAAAGGAUCCAAUCAGCGCUCACUCAGUUCUGGUGGGAUGACCGUAUGGAAAAAAAAAAGAAGAUGGCUUGGAUUGCUUGGAAUAAACUCAUUCGCCCUAAGGAACAUGGAGGACUGGAUUUCAGAGACAUCCAAAGUUUCAAUGAAGCUUUCCUUGCAAAGCUCAGCUGGAGGAUUAUUAAUAACCCUGACAAAUUGUUGAGCCGCAUUCUUCUUGGCAAAUAUUGCACCUCUGAAGAUUUCCUAUAUGUUUCCGAGAAAAGCGAGAUAUCUCAUGGAUGGAGAGGAGUUCUAAAAGGGCGAGAUCUGAUAAUGGAAAACGCAGGAUGGGAAAUAGGUAAUGGGAAAAACAUCAACAUAUGGAAUAAACCUUGGCUCAGCUGUGACUCUCAGGAACGUCCAAUGGGCCCGGCGCCGAUGAAUUUUCAACACCUCACUGUGGCAGAUUUUCUGCUCUCUAAUAAUGAAUGGGACUUAGAUAUGAUACGACUGGUCCUCCCGUUUGAGGAGCACAAAAUCUGCCUGCUCAAACCCAGUCGCACCGGGGCGCCCGAUAAGCUAGCAUGGUUAGGCACAGAGACAUGA